UCAUACCACACUCGGUUUCUUUGUACAGUAAAGCAUUGCAGCAGUUUCUGGAACAGCAACCAAUACUAGCUUUAGUUAAAACUCUAUUUAAAAGCUCUACCCCUCAUUGCCAAGUCUGAAACAAACUUUAGCAUAAAGCAUCUACUUUCAUAAAAAAAUAAAGAAAGGCUGAACUUUGCAGAGGGAUCGAGCGGCAGAGAAAUUUCCGGUAGCGAUCGAGGCAGCUUAGGAUUUGUGAUUGUAUUCUUGCUUUCCCUGGAGAUUGAAAAAUGCAGGUUUUUCAGAAGCUAGCACCUUUCACCAUCUCUACAUACUGUGUUAUUCUUCUACCAUUAGUUGGCUGUUCAUUCCACCAAGAAGUGAAUCAGUCCGUCAGUCACAAGAGCAUUAGACACGACUUUCACAAGCUGAGUCCUCAGAUGACAUCUGAUGUUGCAAUUCAUGGGUUUCUCCUAUGGGUUUCACUUGGGUUCUUAAUGCCUCUUGCGAUACUUGCUAUCAGAAUGUCUAGAAGAGAGGAACCCCGGUCCAAAAGGCUCAAAGUUUUUUUCUAUCUCCAUGUUUUUGUGCAGAUACUGUCAGCGCUUCUUGCCACAGUUGGAGCUGUCUUAUCGUUCAAAAAACUUGAGAAUUCCUUCACUAACAGCCACCAAAGAUUAGGACUAGCACUUUAUGGUGCCAUUUGGGUGCAAGCCUUGAUCGGAUUUUUCAGGCCUAAAAGGGGGAAGAAAGAGAGGAGCUUGUGGUACUUUGUGCAUUGGAUGCUUGGAACAAUGAUUUCUCUCUGUGGGAUCAUCAACAUCUACACAGGCUUAAAAGCUUACAGUAACAAAACAUCAAGAAGUACGACCCUUUGGACUAUACUUUUUACAGCAGAGGUCCUUUUCAUUGCUUUCUUUUACCUCUUCCAAGACAAAUGGGAGUAUAUACAAAAGCAAGGUGUGGUUUUAGACAAUGCACCUAUCACAGUUUCUAAUCAACAAAUUCCAGAAGGGAUCUACCAAAAGGAGUUGCAGCCUGAACCAUGUGGCAAGCGCAGUAGACUUAUUAAGAAUUUGUUUGAUUAAUAUGGGAUUCUUUAUUACCUUUUUUCUCUAUUAUUUUUCUUAUAGGUUGCUCAUUUGCACUUUGUUUUUUGAUGCCUGCAAUGCAAGGCGAUUUGACAAAAGAAUACAUUAUUGGAGUGCAUGCAGCUAAGCCCAAGGAUUUUUCCUUUUUCAUGUGACAUACACACGUACUCUAGCUAGAUAUAUCUUUGAUGUGAUACCCGGCCUUAGGAAAUUGGGUGCUUUUUACAUAUAUAUAUAUAUAUAUAAUAUGUAUGGAAUAGAUGGCGAUUGCUUUGUAGGAGAAUGUUAUGAAGUUUGUAAGUAUGCUUUUGUAAAAUUAUAUAUAUAUAUAUAUAAGAGAAUAUUACACAGACCCUUGAUCUCAAA
This is a messenger RNA of Juglans microcarpa x Juglans regia, 1436 nucleotides long. RefSeq names its product cytochrome b561 domain-containing protein At4g18260. Lineage: Eukaryota; Viridiplantae; Streptophyta; Magnoliopsida; Fagales; Juglandaceae. The transcript has 4 exons. The record is from RefSeq and is a predicted model, not a curated record. Gene Ontology annotation, molecular function: transmembrane monodehydroascorbate reductase activity. The coding region runs from base 270 to 1067 and encodes 265 amino acids.